Molecule: messenger RNA, 1113 nt
Organism: Penicillium brevicompactum
Lineage: Eukaryota; Fungi; Ascomycota; Eurotiomycetes; Eurotiales; Aspergillaceae
Product: TauD/TfdA dioxygenase family protein
Exons: 4
Coding region: 1-1113 (370 amino acids)
Cellular component (GO): cytoplasm
Molecular function (GO): 2-oxoglutarate-dependent dioxygenase activity
Source: RefSeq, a predicted model, not a curated record
AUGGCACCCUCUAUCAUCGAAGGACCAGUCAACGGGGUCAUUGCACCUCUCAAGAGUACCCUUGGAGGGAACUCUACGCAGCCCACAAUCAGAAGAACUAUCGACGAGGAGGGAGGGAAGACCACUGCUAGUUAUCCUGAAUAUCUUCCAGUCUUCGACUAUACCGAGAAGUACCCUCCACUGGAGCCCUUCACCCACACCGAGCACGGCACGGCCGCAGAUGCGUCUUUCAAAGACCUCUUGGUCGAAGGAUCCAAGAUACAGAAACUCACACCCACCAUCGGUUCAGAGGUCAAUGGCGUGCAACUAAGCAAGCUCACUGAUGCCGGGAAAGACCAGCUCGCUCUUCUCGUCGCACAACGUAAAGUGGUUGCAUUCAGAGACCAAGACUUCGCCGACUUGCCGAUCGCAGAUGCCUUGGACUUUGGAGGGUAUUUCGGUCGUCAUCACAUUCAUCCAACCAGCGGGGCGCCGGAGGGAUACCCCGAGAUUCAUCUCGUUCAUCGCAAUGAUACUUCCUUGAAGUAUGAGAAUGUCAACAGCACUGUGGCUUGGCAUUCGGACGUUACCUAUGAGCAGCAGCCACCGGGUACCACGUUCCUAUAUAUUCUCGACGGCCCCGAGGUCGGCGGUGAUACCAUCUUCGUCGAUCAAGUCGAAGCGUAUAAGCGACUCUCGCCGCCAAUUCAGGAGCUACUCCACGGACUCAAGGCUGUGCAUUCCGGGUUCGAGCAAGCAGACUUUAGCCUGAAGCGUGGAGGAGUGGUGAGAAGGGAACCAGUGAAGAACGAACAUCCUUUGAUUCGGACACACCCUGCCACAGGAGAGAAGGCGUUGUUUGUGAAUGGAGGCUUCACACGCAGCAUUGUCGGUUUGAAGAAAGAAGAGAGUGACGCGCUGCUGACUUUCCUUCUGGCUCAUGUCGGGCGUGGUAUCGACUACCAAGCUCGUAUCCGAUGGGCUCCGAAGACUGUUGUUGUGUGGGAUAACCGAGUCACUGCUCAUUCAGCGGUUGUCGAUUGGGUCACUGGUGAGCGCCGGCAUCUUGCCCGUAUAACUCCUCAGGCCGAGCGCCCCUAUGAGACUCCAUACGUCCCACAAGAGGAGGCAUAG